UACUGUAAGAAGAAUGUAAAGAAAAAGUAUAACUUAAGGUAGCUGCAGAUAGGUGGGGAGAUGUUACUUCUGCCAUGACUAUCAACUCCAUUUACGAUGAAACUCAGUGUGUUCCAACACAGUGGUUCACGACUGUUCCUUCUGUUUUCAUUUAGUUCGAACUCGUGUUGCAUUUUCGAUUCUCCUUCCUAUUUAGUAUAUUCAAAUAUCUUUAAAGGAACUUGAUUUGCUUUUAUCGGAUUAAUCUUGCUAAAUUUAAAAAAAAUGAGCGAAUUAACCGAGAUACAAUCUUUUUAUAAGGGGAAAAUCAUUUUUGUAACUGGAGGAACCGGUUUUAUGGGAAAAGUUCUCAUUGAGAAAUUACUUUAUAGCUGCAGCGAUUUAAAUAAGAUUUUUAUUUUGAUACGGCCGAAAAGAGGUCGUACUCCUGAAAUACGGGUCGACGAAAUGUUUAAAUUGCCUAUGUUCCAAAGAAUACGAAAACAAAAGCCUGAAAUGCUGAAGAAAGUUAAAGCCUUGAGCGGGGAUGUUGGUAUGAAGAAUUUAGGACUGACUGACGAGCAACUCGAUAUAUUGAUCAAUGAAACUGACAUAAUAUUCCAUUGUGCUGCAACCCUAAGAUUAGAAUCUAAGUUAAAAGACGCUAUUGACAUGAAUACGAUUGGAACGAAAAGAGUUAUAGAAUUAAGCAAAAAGAUGAAAAAGCUGAAGGCAUUUGUGCACCUGAGCACAGCCUUCUGUUACGCUGAUAAAGAAGAACUCGACGAGAAUGUCUACAAACCAUCAGCUGAUCCUCACGAUGUUAUGAGACUGGUUCAAUGGCUGGAUGAAAGUACCAUCGAUCUUAUCACACCUAAGAUCUUGGAUCUUCAUCCGAAUACUUACACGUUUUCAAAGAGAUUGUCCGAAAAGCUGAUAGCAGAUGAAUAUCCGAAUUUACCGUGCAGCAUUGCCAGACCAUCGAUAGUAACUCCAGCUUUGGCAGAACCAUUACCCGGUUGGGUGGAUAAUCUAAAUGGACCUGUGGGCCUUAUGGUGGGUGCAGGCAAAGGCGUGAUAAGAUCUAUGCUCUGUAAUGGACGCUAUCAUGCCGAAGUAAUACCCGUCGAUCUUGCUAUUAAUGCUUUAAUUGCAAUUGGUCAUAGGACAGCUACGGUGAAACAUGCAAGUAUGCCAGUGUUCAAUAUUACGCAAAGUGGCGUGUUACCUAUCACUUGGGGAGAAGUAUUGGGAAAAGGGAAAAAGAUCGCGUAUCAGUAUCCUUUCGAAGGACAAAUUUGGUAUCCAUCCGGUGACAUACACGACAGCAAACUCGUGCACAACCUGAUCGUUUUCUUCUUCCACAUUGUACCGGCUUAUUUCAUCGAUUUCCUUAUGUUGAUAUUUCGGCAAAAAAGAUUUAUGGUUCGCCUUCAAAACCGUAUUUCCGUUGGACUCGAGGUUUUACAGUAUUUCACUACAAGGGAAUGGGUUUUCCAUAACACGAACUUGUUAAUAAUGUGGGGCGAAAUGAGCGCCGAGGACAAAAAGAUUUUUCCGAUUGAUUUCUUGUCAAUCGACGACGCUACGUACAUAAAAACUUGCAUUCUCGGUGCACGUCAGUAUUGCAUGAAAGAGAAUUUAUCCACCUUGCCGAAAGCCAGGAGACACCAAGCAGUAUUAUACGUCAUUCACAUAAUUGCUGUCUAUCUGUUUUACUUCGGAAUACUAUAUCUUAUUUACAAGAACUUCGAUGUAGCAAGAACUGGUCUGGAUUCUGUUACGGAGCACAUGAAAUCAUUAUCAAUUUUGGGCGGAGUUAUAUAAUGGUACAACAUGCACACAAUUUAUAAAACUAUAAAAAUUAUAAAACCAUAUCGUGUUAAUUACUAACAAGUAAGUUGAGAAUUUUCAUGUAUUACACACGAUUUAAUAACACCAAUUAUUAUUUACGCGAAUUAAAUGUUUUUAUAUCAUUAGAAACUUAACCUGGGGCGGAAUAUUAUAAGAUAUUAUAAAAAUAUAGAAUUCAACAUUCAAGUUAUGGUAAUAACGCAAUAUUUUGUUUGUGACAGGUAAAAUGUUUUCAAUAAAAAUCUUAUUUUUUCACGUUA
This is a messenger RNA of Frieseomelitta varia, 2093 nucleotides long. RefSeq names its product putative fatty acyl-CoA reductase CG5065. The coding region runs from base 265 to 1806 and encodes 513 amino acids. The transcript is spliced from 9 exons. Gene Ontology annotation, molecular function: alcohol-forming very long-chain fatty acyl-CoA reductase (NADP+) activity. Gene Ontology annotation, biological process: long-chain fatty-acyl-CoA metabolic process. Lineage: Eukaryota; Metazoa; Arthropoda; Insecta; Hymenoptera; Apidae. Gene Ontology annotation, cellular component: peroxisome. The record is from RefSeq and is a predicted model, not a curated record.